Messenger RNA from Morone saxatilis (striped sea-bass), 508 nucleotides. It is a transcript of the gene mrps21, whose product is annotated as mitochondrial ribosomal protein S21. Gene Ontology annotation, biological process: translation. The transcript has 2 exons. Bases 51 to 314 code for a protein of 87 amino acids. Gene Ontology annotation, molecular function: structural constituent of ribosome. Gene Ontology annotation, cellular component: ribosome. The record is from RefSeq and is a predicted model, not a curated record. Lineage: Eukaryota; Metazoa; Chordata; Actinopteri; Moronidae.
CCUUGGUGUUUCCACCCGAUCGGUGUUAAGAGGGAACAACCGGUCUCAACAUGUCGAGGCACCUCCGCUUCAUUGCGCGGACAGUGAUGGUUCAAAACGGCGACGUUGAGGCGGCGUACAAGACUUUGAACAGGUUACUGACUAAUGAGGGGAUUGUUGAUACAGUGACGCGCAAGCGAUACUACGAGAAGCCCUGCCGAGAGCGACAGCGGUUGAACUUUGAGAGAUGCAGGCGGAUCUACCACAUGGAAAUGGCCAAAAAAAUCGGCUUCAUCUCGAGGACAAACCGAGUGGAUCCUUGGGUCGGCAGCUAGUCGAAUGGAGCGGGAGGAAACAGGACGUUAGCAGUGGACUGCUUGAAACGGGGCCAACAAAGUAGAAGAAGCGAUCAACAUCAACACAAUGACACUGUCGUAUCUAAAUAGACUUGGGGAAAUACUGAGAAAAGUGGCUUUCAUGAUGUCAACUUGUUUAACAAUAAAAGGAAUAAUUGUUAUUGUCAAGUCAA